Messenger RNA from Achroia grisella, 1146 nucleotides. It is a transcript of the gene PTTH, whose product is annotated as prothoracicotropic hormone. The coding region runs from base 491 to 1051 and encodes 186 amino acids. NCBI's taxonomy places the organism in Eukaryota, Metazoa, Arthropoda, Insecta, Lepidoptera, Pyralidae. The record is from RefSeq and is a predicted model, not a curated record. The transcript is spliced from 4 exons.
GGUACAUAAACUUCUGGCAAAAGCUCUGAUAAGCUUAGUACUAUCAAAAACUAAACUUAAGUACCAAAUCAGUUUGGUUAAGAAUAUCAGUGCAAUAAAAUGUUUUAUUAGUUAUAUUUAAAGGUCGCAUACAAGCAAUAUCACAUACUUAUAUUUAUAACUUAAGUAAUAUCUAUAAAUUUGUACGUUCAUACGGAAUAUGAUAUACCUACAGAGAAAGGUCACAACCCAGUGUAGUAGGAUUCACCCGUGAGAACCUAAAACUCCCACGGGAACGAAAAAACAGUAAAGAAUGAUUAAUUUCUAUCUGUGUGAUGUGCAAAAUCAUGUGUAUAUUGAUACAAAAUAUACCUUUAAUUUUAAUUCCAUUAUUUGUUUCAUAUAGUGUUUUUUUUUUCAGAUAACGAGAUCUUUUUUAAUCAUUAUAGUAUGCUAUGCAUUUUUAAUUGAAACAUUAAUACCAAAAGUGCUGGCAAUAGAAAGAGCUGGUAUGGAUGAGUUUAUGACGCGGGAUCAAAGAACACGGAAGAGACAAAAUUAUAUGGAGGAUUUAUCGCCAGAUAAUGUUUUAUACGAAAGUAUCGAUGACAUUGGUCCUUCGUAUGAUAAAGCGUUCAUACCCGAUGAUACCACUGAAGAGCUGCCAUCAUUCAUUGUAGAUUAUGCUAAUUUGAUACGAAAUGAUAUAAUUUUAUUAGAUAAAUCUGUUGAAACAAGAACUCGAAAGAGAGGCAAUAUAAAAGUAGAAAAACAUGAUCAAGUAAUACCGGAAAGUCCAUGUAGCUGUGAACUUAAGAAUGAUACCAAGGAUUUGGGAGAAAACACUUAUCCACGAUACAUAGAAUAUAGAAUAUGUAGUGACCAUAUGUGUCGCGAUGAUUAUAUUUGUAUUCCAAAAGAAUAUCAUAUAACUAUUCUUAAAAGACGAACCUCUACCGAACAAAAUUCGAAAAUAGAUCUUCCAAGUGAUUUAAAGCACCAAUGGAUUGCUGAAAAAAGACCCGUCGUUAUUGGAUGCAUGUGUACAAGAGAUUACAUCAUAGAAAAGUAAUAUUCAUAAAUGCUGUUCUAACAUAAUAUUGUAGUACAUUUAUAAACCACGUCAAUAAGAAUAAACAAUUGGGAGAUACUAAAUAUUUUUAUUAU